AUGUCUAGAUCCUCCAAUUUUAACGAGGAUAGUAUGGCUAAGGCCUUCGCAGCCGCUAUGAGCCAAAAGAAACCGAAUAUUUCGAAAAUUGCGCGUGAAUUCGACGUGUCUCGCGAGACCCUUGCAAGCCGCAUUAAAAGUGCGAAAUCGCCUACUUCUACAGGGGCUUCGCGCCGAUAUGCCCUUCAAGCCGACCAAGAGAACGCCUUGCUUAACUGGGUAGGCCAGAUGAUCAGCUGGAACCUUCCUCCUACUCCUGCUCUUAUACAGGCGUGGGCGAAUCGUACCCUUGAGCGAUCGGGCCAGGCGGAACGCCAGGUUAGCAAAAUGUGGGCAUAUCGCUUCAUUAAGCGUCUUCCAGAUAAUAUGAGCCUCACGCCAGUGAAGCAGAAGACUAAGGAAUUGAAGAGAAUUCAAGCUGAAGAUGCCGGCUUGCUUGCGCAUUGGUACGACCAGCUAGAAAGUCUUCUCCAUAGUGUACCCGCACGGCUAGUAUACAACUUUGCUUCCCAGUGCUAA
This is a messenger RNA of Penicillium malachiteum, 519 nucleotides long. Its product is annotated as DNA-binding domain-containing protein. The transcript has a single exon. Lineage: Eukaryota; Fungi; Ascomycota; Eurotiomycetes; Eurotiales; Aspergillaceae. The coding region runs from base 1 to 519 and encodes 172 amino acids. The record is from RefSeq and is a predicted model, not a curated record.